This is a messenger RNA of Rhinopithecus roxellana (golden snub-nosed monkey), 1382 nucleotides long. It is a transcript of the gene MAGEB6, whose product is annotated as MAGE family member B6. Gene Ontology annotation, cellular component: nucleus. Gene Ontology annotation, biological process: negative regulation of transcription by RNA polymerase II. NCBI's taxonomy places the organism in Eukaryota, Metazoa, Chordata, Mammalia, Primates, Cercopithecidae. The coding region runs from base 128 to 1351 and encodes 407 amino acids. The record is from RefSeq and is a predicted model, not a curated record. The transcript has 3 exons.
AAAGGGGUCUGAGCAAGACGCCUCAGUCUGAAAAGUGCUGUGUCACGUCAGCGGAAGGAAGCAUCCCAGAUCUUCUCAGCUGUCUUGGUGCCAGCCUUCCCAGUCUUCUUACCCACACUCAGCCAUCAUGCCUCGGGGUCAGAAGAAUAAGCUCCAUGCCCGUGAGAAACGCCAAGAGACCCAUGGUCAGCCGCAGGAUCUCACAGGUCCUCAGGCCACUGCAGAGAAGCAAGAAGAGUCCCACUCUUCCUCAUCCUCUUCUCAGGCUUGUCUGGGGACUCGUCGUAGGUCUUCUGAUGUCUCUGUUCCUCAGGAGUCUCAGGGAGUGUCACCCACUGGGUCUCCUGAUGCAGUCGUUUCAUGCUCAAAAUCUGAUGUGGCUGCCAAGGGCCAAGAUGAGAAAAGUGCAAGCACCUCCCCUGAAGCCUCCAUUCCUCAGGAGUCUCAGGGAGUUUCACCCACUGGCUCUCCUGAUGCAGGUAUUUCAUGCUCAAAAUCUGAUGUGGCUGCCAAGGGCCAAGAUGAGAAAAGUGCAAGCACCUCCCUUGAAGCCUCCAUUCCCCAGGAGUCUCAGGGAGCUUCACCCACUGGCUCUCCUGAUGCAGAUGUUUCAGGCUCAAAAUAUGAUGUGGCUGCCAAGGGUCAAGAUGAAGAAAGUGCAAGAGCCUCACAGAAAGCCAUCAUUUUUAAGCGCUUAAGCCAAGAUCCUCUAAAGAGGAAGUCGUGCGCAUUGGUGCAAUUGCUGCAGGAGAAGUUUGAGAAGAAAGAGUCCAUUUUGAAGGCAGACAUGCUGAAACGUAUUGGCAAGCGUUACAAGCACUACUUCCCUGAGAUCCUCAACAGAACCUCCGAACGUUUGGCGGUGGCCUUUGGCGUUGAAUUGAAAGAAAUGGAUUCCCGCGGCGAGUCCUACACCUUUGUUAGCAAGCUGGGUCUCUCCAGUGAAGGAAUUCUGAGUGAUGCUAACGGGCUGCAGAAGUCGGGUCUCCUGAUGUCGGUCCUGGCUGUGAUCUUCAUGAAAGGCAACCGUGCCACUGAAGAGGAGGUCUGGGAGUUCCUGAGUUGUUUGGGGAUCUAUGCUGGGAUGACACACGCAAUCUAUGGGGAUCCCCAGAAGCUCAUUACUGAAGAUUUGGUGCAAGAUAAGUACGUGGUUUACCGGCAGGUGCCCAACAGUGAUCCUCCAUGCUAUGAGUUCCUUUGGGGUCCACGAGCCCAUGCUGAAACCACCAAGAUGAGAGUCCUGCAUGUUUUGGCCAAGAGCAAUAACAGCAGCCCUGGUUUAUACCCACAUCUGUAUGAAGAUGCUUUGAUGGAUGAGGUAGAGAGAGCAUUGAGACUGAGAGAUUAAGGCAGAACUGGCACUAUUCCCUUGGCCAGGG